AUGGCUCCUGAAACCAAUAAGCCAAAGGCCCCGGCUUCAGGUCCGGCCACGGCCGAGAUCGCAGUCUCUCAGGAGACCAAGGUAGUCCCUAAAGCUAGCGACGAGGUGUUUCUGUUGACCAUGCUCAGCACCGGGAAGGUCGAUUUCGACACUGCGGCAAAGAACCUCGGCAUCAACAAACAAGCCUGUCGCAUGCGACUCCUUCGUCUGCAGCAAAAGUACGGCCUCAAGCAUAUGGCCGACCAAAGUCCCAAACAUGACUAG
Molecule: messenger RNA, 264 nt
Organism: Penicillium coprophilum
Lineage: Eukaryota; Fungi; Ascomycota; Eurotiomycetes; Eurotiales; Aspergillaceae
Exons: 2
Coding region: 1-264 (87 amino acids)
Source: RefSeq, a predicted model, not a curated record